AUGACCAGCAUAAGUGAAAAAAUAAUUGAGGAUAUUAUUCGUCAGGUUCAACGGCAAUUUAAAGGUUCGAUUAGCAAACUAAAAGAAAAAUCUACUAAAAAAAAUAAAGAAAACACAAUAAAAGCCGAUCAUUAUAACCCCCUUUUUUCCUCUUUGCACAGUUUUUUAACUAGUUUAAAUGUCUCUGAAAACAGUAUCUUUCAACUAGCCGAAAUAAUCAAUCAAUUAGAUGAAAAUCAAACUCUUUCGUUGCCAGAUAAAAUUAAUACUUUUAUUACUCAAUUAGAAGAAAUAAAAA
Funneliformis geosporum is the source of this 298-nucleotide messenger RNA. The record is from the annotation of a GenBank genome assembly. Lineage: Eukaryota; Fungi; Glomeromycota; Glomeromycetes; Glomerales; Glomeraceae.